This is a messenger RNA of Esox lucius (northern pike), 2546 nucleotides long. It is a transcript of the gene hsp90aa1.2, whose product is annotated as heat shock protein 90, alpha (cytosolic), class A member 1, tandem duplicate 2. The transcript is spliced from 11 exons. Gene Ontology annotation, molecular function: disordered domain specific binding; ATP-dependent protein folding chaperone; ATP binding. Bases 152 to 2350 code for a protein of 732 amino acids. The record is from RefSeq and is a predicted model, not a curated record. Lineage: Eukaryota; Metazoa; Chordata; Actinopteri; Esociformes; Esocidae. Gene Ontology annotation, cellular component: perinuclear region of cytoplasm; cytosol; neuronal cell body. Gene Ontology annotation, biological process: protein folding; cellular response to heat; protein stabilization.
GUUCUGGAAGCUGAGGAUUUCUCGAACAGUCUCAGCGGGUAUAAAAACUUGCCAUAGAGUAUUUCGCCAUCUAUUCGCUUAGCUGGCUAGAUUGUGUGUAUGGUCGAAGACCAACUUCUGAAGACGAUUACAGGGACUAUUCUACUGCGAGAUGCCGGAAGCCCACGAUACCCCAAUGGAGGAGGAGGCAGAGACCUUUGCCUUCCAGGCUGAGAUUGCCCAGUUGAUGUCCCUCAUCAUCAACACCUUCUACUCCAACAAAGAGAUCUUCCUUAGGGAGCUCAUCUCAAACUCCUCAGAUGCUCUGGACAAAAUCCGGUAUGAGAGUCUCACAGACCCAACUAAGCUGGAUACUGGAAAGGAAUUAAAGAUCGAAGUAAUUCCCAACAAGGCAGAGCGGACUCUGACCCUGGUUGACACUGGCAUUGGCAUGACAAAAGCGGAUCUGAUCAACAACCUGGGAACCAUCGCCAAGUCAGGCACCAAGGCCUUCAUGGAGGCCCUGCAAGCUGGAGCAGACAUCUCCAUGAUUGGGCAGUUUGGUGUGGGUUUCUACUCAGCCUACCUGGUGGCUGAGAAGGUGACCGUCAUCACCAAGCACAAUGAUGAUGAGCAGUACAUCUGGGAGUCGUCUGCUGGCGGAUCCUUCACUGUCAAAGUGGACACGUCAUCUGAGUCCAUUGGUCGUGGCACCAAGGUGAUCCUGCACCUAAAGGAGGACCAGACAGAAUACUGUGAGGAGAAACGCAUCAAAGAGAUUGUGAAGAAACACUCCCAGUUCAUUGGAUACCCCAUUACACUCUUUGUGGAAAAGGAGCGUGACAAGGAAGUGAGCGAUGAUGAGGAGGAGGAAGAGAAAGAGAAGGAAAAAAAAGAUGGGGAAGAAGAGAAGGGAGAGGAUGACAAACCCGAGAUCGAGGAUGUGGGCUCGGAUGAUGAGGAUCACCAUGACGACGCAUGCGGGGACAAGAAAAAGAAAAAGAAGAAGAUCAAGGAGAAGUACAUUGACCAGGAGGAGCUGAACAAAACGAAGCCCCUGUGGACUCGUAACCCGGAUGACAUCACCAACGAGGAGUACGGAGAGUUCUACAAGAGUCUGACCAAUGACUGGGAAGAACACCUGGCUGUCAAGCACUUCUCUGUGGAGGGCCAGUUAGAGUUCCGUGCUCUUCUGUUUGUGCCUCGCCGAGCGCCUUUUGACCUCUUCGAGAACAAGAAGAAGAAGAACAACAUCAAGCUGUAUGUCAGGCGGGUCUUCAUAAUGGACAACUGUGAUGAUCUCAUCCCUGAGUACCUCAACUUCAUCAGAGGUGUAGUGGACUCUGAGGAUCUCCCACUGAACAUCUCCAGAGAGAUGCUGCAGCAGAGCAAGAUCCUCAAGGUCAUCCGCAAGAACCUGGUCAAGAAGUGUAUAGAGCUUUUCACCGAGCUUGCAGAAGACAAAGAGAACUACAAGAAGUACUAUGAGCAGUUCUCUAAGAACAUCAAGCUGGGGAUCCAUGAAGACUCUCAGAACCGCAAAAAGCUGUCAGAAAUGCUGCGUUACUACACCUCAGCCUCUGGGGAUGAGAUGGUGUCCCUCAAAGACUAUGUGACGCGCAUGAAGGACACCCAGAAACACAUCUACUACAUUACUGGCGAGACCAAAGAUCAGGUGGCCAACUCUGCAUUCGUUGAGCGCCUCCGCAAGGCUGGCCUGGAAGUAAUCUACAUGAUUGAGCCCAUUGAUGAGUACUGUGUCCAGCAGUUGAAGGAGUUUGACGGCAAAAACCUGGUGUCUGUGACCAAGGAGGGUCUGGAGCUGCCAGAGGAUGAGGACAUGAAGAAGAAGCAGGAAGAGCAGAAGUCUAAAUUUGAGAGCCUCUGCAAGAUCAUGAAGGACAUUCUGGAGAAGAAAGUAGAAAAGGUGACAGUGUCCAACCGCCUGGUCUCUUCCCCCUGCUGCAUCGUGACCAGCACCUACGGCUGGACGGCCAACAUGGAGAGGAUCAUGAAGGCCCAGGCCCUGAGGGACAACUCCACCAUGGGCUACAUGGCCGCCAAGAAGCACCUGGAGAUCAACCCGGACCACCCCAUCGUGGAGACCCUGAGGCAGAAGGCGGAGGCUGAUAAGAAUGACAAGUCGGUGAAGGACCUGGUCAUUCUGCUGUUUGAGACGGCCCUGCUUUCCUCCGGGUUCACCUUGGACGACCCUCAGACACACUCCAACCGCAUCUACAGGAUGAUCAAGCUAGGGCUGGGUAUUGACGAGGAUGACCUGACCCCUGAAGAACCAACCUCAGCCGCUGUGGAAGACAUGCCUCCACUCGAGGGAGACGAAGACUCCUCCAGGAUGGAGGAGGUGGACUAGACCAAUUGACCUCAGCUGCUUAGUUACAGUGACUAUACCUGUUAGCUUGGGAACUAAGUGUUGUAAGUACAGCCAGGAUGACUUGAUGUUCAUGAGCUUGCAAGGUCCCAGUUUGCCCUCAUUCUAUCCAAAAUCCCUUGACCACGAUUAUUCAGUUCAAUUUCAUUCCCAUAAACAUUUAGUUUAUUUUUUCAUU